Molecule: messenger RNA, 1657 nt
Organism: Aspergillus uvarum CBS 121591
Lineage: Eukaryota; Fungi; Ascomycota; Eurotiomycetes; Eurotiales; Aspergillaceae
Product: acid protease
Exons: 1
Coding region: 38-1510 (490 amino acids)
Biological process (GO): proteolysis
Molecular function (GO): aspartic-type endopeptidase activity
Source: RefSeq, a predicted model, not a curated record
GUUUGUGUGUAAGUCCGGGAGCUCUCUCAGUUGUGCCAUGUAUAUCCUUCUCCUGUUCGGGGCGCUUGCCUCCAUCCUUGCGUCGAUCUUCCUAUCCGGAGCCACCAGCGUGAAUGAUCUGGUCAACUGGCAAUUACCCAUCUUGAAAACCGUAAACUGGCUGGGAACCUCGAAAACCCUCCCAUCGACCUCCGUGCCCGCUACCUGGAAUGGCUUCGGCUACCUCUUCAACAUCACAGUGGGCACCCCGCCGCAGAACCUGACCGUGCUGAGCGACUGGGCGUGGGUGACGCUGUUUACGCGCAGCGCCCGCUGCGAGGGGCGCUACGACCCCGCCCACUGCGUCGCAGAAGGCCAGAGCUACUUCGACGAGCGCGCCUCGACGACCUACAGCAACCGAACCGCCCUCCCGCGCCUCCGGUGGGACACGAGCCUCUACUCGCCCGACUUCACCGUCAACUACGCCACCGACACCGUGUGCAUCAACAAUCCCUCCAACACCUCCAGCAUGUGCACCGCCCCCGCCACCACCAUACAAGUCUCCGACUUCCCCUUCGCAGGCCACUACGUGCCCCCCGUCCCGUUCGGGGGCAUCUUCGGCCUCGCGCCGGUCAUCCCCGGCCUGAACGCGACGUACCACCCGACACACUACCAAGCCUGGAAACAGGGCCGCAGCGGCGCCCAGAUCGGCUUCAACAGCUGCGCCAAGCUCUCCUCCAGGGGAUUCUGUCACGGGGGCGACGCCCAGUUCGUCUUCGGGGGCACGGACGCCACGCUGUACGACGCCGACAAAAUGAGAUGGUACCCCAUCGUCACGCCGCCGUGGCUCGGCGACGAGAUGUUCCUCCCCAUCAAGCCCUCGAUCUGGAACUUCUGGGCCGCGCCCUGGACCGGCGGGUGGAUUGCCGAGACAUUCCCCGACGGGAGCCAGCGCUGGUCGAAGAACUACGCGGUUCCGUUUCCCGCGACCGCCCUGAACAAGGACUUCCUGCCUGCGGAUCACAGCGACCGGAGAUACCGGCGCGGGUCCCCACGGUAUAAUCCUGCCACGGGGGAGGAAUUGGUCACCCCGCUGGCGGUGCUGGAUGAUGGGUCUGAGGGGCUGGGUGUUCCCGUGACGGCGAAUCAGUACGCGGAGCUGGUGCGGCUGACCGGGGGUCGGAAGGCGGAUGCCGAGACGCGGGCGGCGAUCGCGGCGCAGUGGACGUCGAGCACGACGGGGAUGUCGACGCAGGAGUGGUAUGUGAUUGACUGCGCGCCGGGAAAUUUCCCCGAGCUGGUGUAUGAGUUCGAUCGGCGCGGGAAUUACUCGGUUGGGCCCGAGGACUACGUGCAGGAGAUCUAUGCCACCGGGCAGUGUUAUCUGAAUGCGCAUGUGUGGGAGCAUAGUCGCACGGAAACCGGGGAUGCGACCGUCAUUUCAGUCGGGGAUGGGAUUCUGAAGGGCCUGUAUGUUGUGCUGGACUUUGAGAGGAAUGUGUUUGGUCUGGCGCCGUUGAAGAGGGUAUAACAUAAUAUAGGGGAAUUGAGGAAUAGAACUGGGGUCUAGAAUAUGAUAUCAUGCUUGAAUCUCAUUAUGUUGAAGUGGUUUGGUGAAACGAGCGUGUGCAGGCUGUAGGUUGGUGGCAACGCUUGUGGUAAACGUUGACGUGGGCUA